AUAAGAUUCUAGAGUAAAAAUAUAUAACGUUGAUAAAUAUUUAUUUUAACAGAAUAUAAGAAUUAUGGCUAAAUAUUACACUCGCACUACUCUGAAAAGAAUGUCUCAAUUAUUGGAUCUGAACGAAAAGGACACAGAAGAAGUUUUGUCUAAUCUGGUAGUCAAUAAAACCGUGUGGGCCAAAGUAGAUCGUUUGGCAGGAAUUAUCUGCUUCUCUCAGCAGAAGGAUCCAAAUGAAGUUUUGAAUGAUUGGUUCCAUAACAUCAAUACGCUGAUGCAAUUAGUUAGUAAAACUACACACUUGAUUAACAAAGAAGAAAUGAUACAUAGACAUUUACAUCCAGAAACUUAAUUAUACUGCAAAUUUUCGUAUUUUUAUGAAAAUUAACAUGUAAAUAUUGCUUAAAUAUUUCAUUGACAUUUGAACUAUAUAAUUAAUAUUAAACAUUAUUGUUUUAUUCCAAGUGUUGUAAUUUCCUUUUG
This is a messenger RNA of Centruroides sculpturatus (bark scorpion), 483 nucleotides long. RefSeq names its product 26S proteasome non-ATPase regulatory subunit 12-like. The record is from RefSeq and is a predicted model, not a curated record. Gene Ontology annotation, cellular component: cytoplasm; nuclear proteasome complex; proteasome regulatory particle, lid subcomplex. Bases 65 to 352 code for a protein of 95 amino acids. NCBI's taxonomy places the organism in Eukaryota, Metazoa, Arthropoda, Arachnida, Scorpiones, Buthidae. The transcript is spliced from 2 exons.